Messenger RNA from Micropterus dolomieu (smallmouth bass), 2013 nucleotides. RefSeq names its product T-cell surface antigen CD2. The transcript has 6 exons. Lineage: Eukaryota; Metazoa; Chordata; Actinopteri; Centrarchiformes; Centrarchidae. The coding region runs from base 170 to 1303 and encodes 377 amino acids. The record is from RefSeq and is a predicted model, not a curated record.
AACACUCUGUUUUUUCAAAGUUUUUACACACUCUCCUGUGAGGCUGAUCAUUUUCAGGACACAUUUGAGGCUGUUCAGUGUAGAAUGUGCAGGUUUGCUUUUGGGUGAAGGAGAAAAGUGUGAGUGGAAGCUGCUGACUGGGUCAACAGAGGCUGAAGACUGAGGAAACAUGCAAGCUGUCAUUGGACUGUUGGUGAUGCUACUCAGAGUCUCUCACGGUGUGGAAACAUGUGAUGGCAGACAGAAUGGAUCUCAGUGUUAUGGAGCUUUGGGAGGAACUGUGGUCCUCCAGCUGAUGGACAGCGCCUCAGAAAUAUUUAAAUACCAAUUGUUAAGCAACAGAACAGUAUUACUUGCAGGGAGAAAGAAUCAGAUUGUGUCUAAUCUGAUAGAAGACAGAUCCUCAUUUACUCCCAGUAAUGGAACAUUUAGGAUCAACAAACUGAGCUGGACUGAUGGUGGUGAAUAUACUCUUGAAAUCUUUGAUUCAAAUGGAAAGAGAUUAGAGCAGCGGACUCUACAUUUGACCAUUCAAGCUCCUGUGUCCUCUGUCCUGCUGGUCUCUGAGUGUCUGUCCCAGGGAGAGAUGAGGGUGUCCUGCUCCUCUGAGGGAGGGGACAGUCCUCAGUACAGCUGGACUCUGGAUGGACACACACUGACAGACGCUCAGCUCCUCUCUGGAAACAAUGAGAGUAACAACAUCACUCUGAAACAAGAUGUGUCAGGACAGCUGGUCUGCUCAGCCAGGAAUAACGUCAGUAGUGUCUCCAAAAAAGAGAAGAUAUCUACCUGUGGCUUCAUAUUCAUUAACUGCACCAUCAAUAUGACACACAUAUCACAGUGGGUGCUUGAAGCCAAUAACACCCUGUGUAUUGAGCCAACAACAACAACAACACCUACCACAGUCACUACUGCGGGUAAGGACCCUGGCAAAGUGUCAAUUAAAUCGUCCACUAAUAUCACAUCCUCCAAUCAAACUCCCAGCAGAGAUGUCCCAUGGUACAUCAACAAUUUGACAAUAAUCGCCGGCGUACUUUCUGCACUGGUAAUUCUAUUAGUGGCCGGGGUGGUAGUCGUCUGUGCUCACAAGAAAAAGGAAAACAACAAACCAAAAGAAGAAGAAGAUGAACAGGAAUUAACCUAUGCUGAUGUCAGGGUCAUGCAGCGACCUGGGAGGCAGAUGCAGCAAAAAGAAGAGGUGGAGGUUGAGUACGGCCAAGUCAAGAUUUCAAAGCAACCUCGCCAGGCCAUUGAACCAGCAGUAGAUGAAUGUGUGUAUGCCAAAGUCCGCAGAGGCAGGUGAUUCAGUGUUCACUGCACCGCUGAAGGCAGGUGGAGGAGGUGUGCCAAGAUGCCUGAAGGUCUUUCACCUUAAUUUAAUGUGAUUUCCAAUAGGAAAAUAAAAAGCCAUCAGCGCUCAUUAUUUUAUUCACCUUUACUGUACUUCUGGGUUGUGACUGAGCAUCAAAGUAUCAGCUCCAGCAUUUGAAUCACAGUGUGGCUAGUUUUUAUAGACUAGAUUAUGUAUUAUGACUAUUUAAUAUUUUCUUAAGAAUGUAUUUUACCACAAUUUUAAUAUCUCUUAUCUUUAGAUUAUGUUCCACUUGCUCAUUUUUACUUGUGUCUAAUUUAUGAGCAUAUUUACUUUUAUUUCAUAGUUAAAACUGAAAACUUGAUAAUACAAAUUUUAAGAACAAAAAUGUCUUUGCAAUGUAUUUUUUGUAUUAGCCUACAAUGAUUGGCAGACAUGAACCGUACUCUAAAGUGCCUGAAAAAGUGGCAUCAGUACUUUUAUAAUGUUGGUUAAUCAGCUGUGUUUACAUGUCAUCGAAAAUGGCUACUUUUAUCUUCAUGUCAAAGUAAUAAAGUCUGCAUUUACUUAAAUCAAAAUCUAUUUAUUCAACAGAUGUUGAUGGAUGAGUCAAGGGUCAAAGUUUAUCAAACAAACUAACAUGCUCUUGCAUUUGUAGAUUUAUUAAAGGUUCGGUGUGGUGCGUGAGUGUUAUUAUCAAA